GUCACGACUCUACCUUUCGCUUUGUCGCAUGAGGUUUUCUUCCUUUCACUGCUAGAUUUCCUUGUACAUUUGUCAAAUCAUUCAAUUCAAUCCCGAACCGCCACCAAUCGACAUCUCGACACAAAUGGCGAGCGAGUCACCGGCAGCUGAGGCUUGUCCAGUUCGGAAGAGGGUCUCAACAGCCUGUGAAGCCUGCCGCGCUACAAAGAUAAAGUGCCAGCCGAGUGAACAGCCUGGGGUCUGUCGCAAGUAAGACCUCUCGAUCAAAGAUUCGUUGACAGGGCAUCAUCUGACGUGGAAAGGUGUCUCGAGUCCAAGAAAGAAUGUAUAUCGCGAACAGGCCCGCGAACGCGCAGAAGAAGGACAAGACAGUAGGGAAUACUCUGUCGCAUUGGGAAAUCAGGCUGAUAACUUGAUACAGCGCGAUGGAAACUCAUCAACCGCUGCCUCCUCCACCACCAGCGCCAUCAAAGACUUUCACUAUUGACUUUGAGGUUCCAACACAAUUGGACGUUGAUGAGAACUUUGACAACCUUCGAGACUCACAUGCGCAGUUCAUAGACUCAAUAUUCCCAUCCGAUCUAGACGCGGAUCUCGGUAGCUUCGAAGACUCGCCGCUCACGGGCUUUCCUACGCCGUCCUCAUCUCACACGCUUUCGAUACAAUCUUACCAUGCGAAGCCCCAAUUCAACCUUGACUCCGCAGAGUCGCUGUUAGUUUCGUUUCGGGGGAUGCUGGUUCAUUACCCUGUCAUUGCAUUGAAGCCUGAUGAGACGGUGGCCAGCCUUGCUGCGUCCAGACCGUUUGUCUUGUUAUCGAUAUUGGCUGCAGCUUCUGGAUCGCGCACUUUGCAGGGACAUACGCUUUACGACGAUGAGUUUCGAAAAGUGUUGGGCCUCAAGUUCGUGGCAAGUGGCGAGAGGAGCAUGGAAUUGCUACAAGGCAUUCUUAUAUACUGUGCUUGGUACCCAUUUCAUCUGAGACCAAAGAACAGACAGGCAUUCCAGUACUACCGUAUGGCUGGUGAUCUAUUAAGUGACCUCGAUCUCGACCAAGAAGUGCCCAAUCUUGACAACACGAUACCGGGCGAUAUGAGCAGUAUGCAGCUCGACAGACUACGGGCGUAUCUAGCAUACCACUACGCCGUGUCCAAGUACGUCGUCCUCGAGAUACACCAGUACCAACUUACUCACAGAUUCGACAGCUUCCUCUGUACAUGGAAAAAGAUGGAUCUGCUCAUGCCCCAGUGGACGCCCUGGACCGCGACGUGCUGCGAACUACUUCACCGCCACGCCGAAGUUGAUGGUGAUGCUUCACUGAGCUACCUUGUUCGACUUGCAAACAUGACAACCACGGCGAACAACUCGAUACGAGAUAAUGAUCCACAGGUGAACCAGCAGGUUCAGCUUAUGCUGCUGGGUCUCGAGAUGCAGCACAAGGAGAUGAAAGAGACCAUGGUACCACAUCUCUCUCGUUCAGCACCCGUGAAACUCGCACAUCUCUUCUUCGACGUCUUUUUGCAAGGUGGUGCCAUCUUCUGCCUCACACGCGCCAACACAAAGAAACCUCAUUUCAUCCACCCAUCAUCAGUUCGUCUCACACGCUGCGUGAAUAACACCCGCGCCCUUUUCGACUACCUCCUUAACCUCGACAGCUUCAAGUACUUCACAAGCAUCGAUUGGACAAAGUUUAUCCUCUCCGUGAUCCUCGCCGUGCGACUCUCUUUCCCCAUAUCUGAGGUUCCAGACUGGGACCAUGCUUGGGCACGCUCACAGCUACGGUUUGACGAAUUCCUCGAGUUCAUGUGUGACGGGCCGGAGGAUCUCACACCGUCUAGUAAACGUGUCGACGUACUCUCCGCAAGCCGUGUGAUACUGCGUGUUGUGAAAUCAAAGUACGACAGACGCGUUGCUAUACUCACAGCACCGAGUCUGACUUUAAGGGGCGUGGGACACCAAGGUUGCCCCAUGUUUGAUAAAGAUAUGCAGCCAUACAUAUCGGCGUGGGACACAGACUUUGACAUGAAUUCUGCAAUGCUCACAUCGGGUCUGAAUACGGAUGGACAGCAAACCAUGUACCAUGAUCUAUGGGCCACCAUGACCAUGAGUUGGGCGAAUGAUGGCUCGGUGGACUCGUAGAGCUAGCGGAGCUUUGGUCCUAUGUAUUAUCUGCAGCCAAUGGAUGUGAUAUCUUAACUAUUCCCAAACAGUUGGCGUUGUCAACAUCAAACUGGAACACUACCACCCUGGUAAACAUGUGACAGAUGCCUCAUUCACGCAAUAAGCAAUAUCAUAGCUACGGUU
Fusarium verticillioides 7600 is the source of this 2303-nucleotide messenger RNA. RefSeq lists its product as hypothetical. The transcript has 3 exons. The record is from RefSeq and is a predicted model, not a curated record. The coding region runs from base 426 to 2138 and encodes 570 amino acids. Gene Ontology annotation, cellular component: nucleus. Gene Ontology annotation, molecular function: zinc ion binding; DNA-binding transcription factor activity, RNA polymerase II-specific; transcription cis-regulatory region binding. Gene Ontology annotation, biological process: regulation of DNA-templated transcription. NCBI's taxonomy places the organism in Eukaryota, Fungi, Ascomycota, Sordariomycetes, Hypocreales, Nectriaceae.